AGAGUUAGCUUUUUUCCACCUCGGUCUCGUUUAGUAGCUUUUGCUGGUUAAAACGAGAAUUGCUACUCUCCACAAACGAGAAAACGCAAACAAACAUGCGUCGUGUUCUCUCUUCUGUUCCUAAACGAUAUGGCCGCCACGCCUCGUACGUGGGUGGCUUGUUCAACUUCCGUGUCAUUUCAGGCGAGAUGUUUCCGUAUCCUUCUCGCAAACUGGAUAACGACGAGUCUGAAACGGUGCAGACGCUGAUUGAGCAAAUUCGUAGCAACGACAAGGAACUAAAUCUUGCAGGCGCGCGCGUUGCGACGGAAUACGGUGGCCUCGGUCUUGGCCACACCGCACACGCUCUCGUUUGCGAAGAGGUUGGAACCAGCGGGGACAGCAAACUUCUGCAGACGAUCCAGCACUGCGGUCUAGCAUCUUAUCUGCUUUCCACGAUAGGGUCCAAGGAGGUGAAAGGAAAGUACCUGACAGGAAUGUCUGAUGGCAAGAUUAUGAUGGGAUGGGCCGCGCAAGAAGAGUGCGGCAACGAUAUUAGCAUGAACACUGCACACGCUGCUUUUACCAGUGCAGGAACGUACGCCAUCACUGGAGCGAAACGGUGCGAUUUUGCCGAGUCCGCGACGCAUUACCUUGUCCUGGCAAAGACGCUGACGCAGGCGGCCACAGAGGCUGGUCCAGCUGAAGUUUCCCGCAACUCCUUCUUCAUCGUGGAGAAAGGUUCACAGGGUGUGACAGCAAGCGGGAACACCGUGACCUUCGACGGAGCUCCCGUGGCGGACAUUGUCGGUGUGAUUGGAGAAGGCUUCAAAGACCGUAUGAUUACACUCUUCACGGAGCAGUACGUCUACGCAUCCACGCUUCUUGGUAUUUUGAAGCGUGUUGUUCAAGAGCUGCGUGACAGUGUCCCGGAGCAGUGGGCUGCCAACACGAUUGCAUCCUGUGCGUGCAUUAUGUACGCGAUGGAGUCUUCUCUUUACGCCCUUGUCGCCAACCUCGAUCUCCCAACGGAGGACAGCUUGCUAGAGGCAGCCUUGACGAGCGUGUUCCUGCAAAAUGGCACCAAUGAAUGGCUCAGCGUCUUGUCGACGGCCACGCCGACCAGUGAGGUGCUCGAGAAGUGCUUCGCGAACGCGCGACAGUUGCUGUCGAUGAUGGAGGCAAGUGAUUUCCUCUAUUCUUCCGCCGUGUGCUGCGGCAUCGAGGAUUACGGCUUGGUGUUCCAACGCACGUCGACGCUUCAGAUGGUGCAGCUGCGAACGAUGCGGUCGUUCGGAAUGAAGGACCGCAUCCCUGUGCGUGAGUUGGACUGCUCUGCCAUUGAUUCGGCGGUGGUCAACUUCGGCAACGCGGUAGAAGCAACAUUUGUCCGCAACGCCUCUCAAGUCCCCCAACAGCAGCUCAUCAUCAAUCGUCUCGGAGAGGCAGCAGCUUUACUUUACGCCGCCUCCGCCAGCGCGUCGCGCGCAGCCAUGUGCCACAGCAAGCGCCUUCCCACCGCCAAAACGGAGAAGCAACUGGCAAGCACCUUCAUCGCAAUGGCCACCGAGCGUGCCAACCGUCUGUCCGAGGAAUGCUGCAACAUUGGCAUGACCGCGGAUGACUCGUACAAACGCAUCGCUGUUGAACUGUGCGAUGAUGCUCUGCGCUCGUAG
This is a messenger RNA of Leptomonas pyrrhocoris, 1655 nucleotides long. RefSeq names its product putative mitochondrial acyl-CoA dehydrogenase, mitochondrial precursor. The record is from RefSeq and is a predicted model, not a curated record. Gene Ontology annotation, biological process: L-leucine catabolic process. The transcript has a single exon. Gene Ontology annotation, molecular function: flavin adenine dinucleotide binding; 3-methylbutanoyl-CoA dehydrogenase activity. Bases 96 to 1655 code for a protein of 519 amino acids. Lineage: Eukaryota; Euglenozoa; Kinetoplastea; Trypanosomatida; Trypanosomatidae.